GUUCACUGUUGGAACAAACAAUAGAUUUAAAAAAUAUUCAAUUGAUGGCUCUGUUCUCACAGUCACUCUCACUUUAUUAGUCAUUUCUCUCACGCAGUCCUCAGUCACUUUAGUGCAUAUUGUGUAUUCCUCAUCUGUUAUCCUUCAAAGUUGUGUAGCGCAUGUCUAUAAUUUUACUCUGAAAAUGGCUAGGAGAGGUAGAAAACCUAAGAAACAUGUGAAACAGCUAGAUCCACCGUCGAUUCAACCGCCGAAUUUAUCGCUUGAUGAUAUGAUGGGGAAGGAAAUUGUACCUGAUCCGGUAUUUCCGAAAGCUGGUGAGAAGGGAACCAUACGUUCUAAGCCCAACUCGAGUCCUAUGCGAUCACAUUCGGUUCUUACGGACAGCAACUCUUCAUCCUUCCCCGACACUAGCCAAUCACUGCCAUUGUCGGAACAUAAUCAACGAUCCAUUGACGAGUCAACAGUACUAAGCGAGCCGUCUACUGACGGUCUUUCUUUGCAAAAUCACUCCGAAGAUACAGUCAAUAGUCGGAACAAACCCACAAGAAAGUCAUCAGUACCGCGAAAAUCGAGAAACCCUCAAGUAAUACAAGAAAUCGUUAGACUACAAGCUGGUACUGGAUUGGUGAUCCCAAAGCUUCCUUUCGCUCGCCUCAUUCGAGAAGUUCUGAUAGGUUAUUCUGGCCAGGAAAUUCGUAUCACUUCGGAUGCGCUUCUGUGUUUGCAGGAAUCGUCGGAAAUCUACGCUGUACAACUGAUGGAGGACGCCUACCGGUGUACAUUGCAUCGUGACAGGAAUACGCUCAUGCCGAAAGAUAUGCGAUUGGCAAUUAUGUUGCGUAACGAUAGUGUUAUAAAAUUGUAAGUCAUAUGUAUUAUUUGUGUGAUUUUGUUACGUUCAAUUACGUUAGCUUUUAACGUUUACAAAGAAAAUUGUGAAUAAAAAUGUAGUGGCUUAAAAAUUUCAAU
Molecule: messenger RNA, 972 nt
Organism: Wyeomyia smithii (pitcher-plant mosquito)
Lineage: Eukaryota; Metazoa; Arthropoda; Insecta; Diptera; Culicidae
Exons: 1
Coding region: 185-868 (227 amino acids)
Cellular component (GO): nucleosome
Molecular function (GO): structural constituent of chromatin; DNA binding; protein heterodimerization activity
Source: RefSeq, a predicted model, not a curated record